CUUCUCAUUAACCCGGGCAGGGAGUGGCCGGAGGGCAGCGGCGGAUCACCGGACUGGCUGAGGCCGGGAGCUGGGCAGUGCGGCUCACCGCGCCGCGAUUAGUCCUUCCCGGUUCAGCGUCCACCAGCACCGCCGAGCUGUCACAAGUGCCACCAUGUCCUUCCUGAAAGUAGCGGAGGACUCGGACUUCCCCAUCCAGAACCUUCCGUACGGAAUAUUUUCCACGGCAGACAAUCCUAUCCAUAGAAUUGGUGUUGCCAUUGGAGACCAGAUAUUGGACCUUAGCACCAUAAAGCAUCUCUUCACUGGCCCUGUUCUGUCCUCAAGCCAACAUGUAUUCACUCAGCCGACUCUGAACUCCUUCAUGUCUCUGGGACGGGGUGCCUGGAGGGAAGCUCGAUCCUUUCUCCAGAAACUCCUGUCAGCCAAUGAACCAGCUCUGCGGGAUAACAAGGAGCUGAGGAAGAAGGCGUUUAUCUCCCAGGAUUCGGCAACUAUGCACCUUCCAGCAGACAUUGGAGAUUAUACAGACUUCUAUUCGUCCCGCCAGCAUGCCACAAACGUUGGAGUGAUGUUUCGAGGCAAGGACAAUGCCCUUAUGCCUAACUGGUUGUAUUUACCCGUUGGCUACCAUGGCCGUGCAUCGUCCGUUGUUGUGUCUGGGACCCCCAUCAGAAGACCCUUGGGGCAGACGAAACCCGACGACACAAAGCCGCCUGUGUUCGGAGCCUGCAAACUUCUGGACUUCGAGUUGGAGAUGGGCUUCUUUAUAGGACCAGGCAACAAGUUGGGAGAGCCUAUCUCCAUAUCCCAGGCACAUGAGCAUAUCUUUGGCAUGGUUCUUAUGAAUGAUUGGAGUGCCCGAGAUAUUCAAAAAUGGGAAUAUGUUCCCCUUGGACCAUUUCUGGGGAAGAGUUUUGGAACGACCAUCUCUCCCUGGGUUGUAACAAUGGAAGCCCUGCUGCCCUUUGUAGUGGCCAAUCCAGUACAGGAUCCCACACCUUCGCCCUACCUACAGAGUGAAGUUCCAUACACAUUUGACAUCAACCUUUUUGUUUCCAUUAAAGGUGAAGAGAUGGCUGAAAAGGCAACUGUCUGUCGGUCCAACUUCAAGAACAUGUAUUGGACGAUGAAACAACAGCUGGCUCACCAUACAAUUAAUGGGUGCAAUGUAAGACCUGGAGACUUACUGGCGUCUGGAACGAUCAGUGGCUCUAGCCCAGAGAGCUUCGGCUCAAUGCUGGAGCUGUCGUGGAAGGGAACGAAAACCAUUGACCUGGGCAGUGGGCACAAGCGCAAAUUCCUUCAGGAUGGUGACCAAGUUAUCCUGACUGGUUUUUGCCAGGGCAAUGGUUAUCGAGUAGGCUUCGGGGAAUGCGCUGGGAAAGUCCUUCCAGCAGUUCAGAUGUUGUGACUGAAGACUGAGGACUAGAGCCCAGUUGCCCCUGGGACCAUUGCUUGGUGGAAUUGGUCUUGACUGACUGCUCAUCCGUGUCCAUAUUUACUGCUCAUCUCAUGAUUGAAUGCUGUGAUUUGUAAUGCUUUUAAAACAGGGGUUCCCAACGUGAGAUCCCCGGACCUCUUGUUUAAUGGUACUGAUCCAAGGCACAAAGCAGGUUGGGGACCCCUGAAAACACUAUGCUUUUAAAGAAAAUCCUAAUGAUAUCUUAUUGUGAGGAAGGGAUACAUUUAUUCUCUGCUGCAUUUUGAGCCAAACGUUUCAGAAUUAAUUGUUGUGAAAUGAUGAUAUUAUAAUAAAAGCUGUCAUUAAAAGGGUGAA
This is a messenger RNA of Hypanus sabinus (Atlantic stingray), 1780 nucleotides long. RefSeq names its product fumarylacetoacetate hydrolase (fumarylacetoacetase) (gene fah). The coding region runs from base 155 to 1414 and encodes 419 amino acids. Lineage: Eukaryota; Metazoa; Chordata; Chondrichthyes; Myliobatiformes; Dasyatidae. The record is from RefSeq and is a predicted model, not a curated record. Gene Ontology annotation, biological process: L-tyrosine catabolic process; L-phenylalanine catabolic process; homogentisate catabolic process. The transcript is spliced from 14 exons. Gene Ontology annotation, molecular function: fumarylacetoacetase activity.